Messenger RNA from Lachnellula hyalina, 513 nucleotides. RefSeq lists its product as uncharacterized. NCBI's taxonomy places the organism in Eukaryota, Fungi, Ascomycota, Leotiomycetes, Helotiales, Lachnaceae. The transcript has 3 exons. The record is from RefSeq and is a predicted model, not a curated record. The coding region runs from base 1 to 513 and encodes 170 amino acids.
AUGCUGAACAAGGAUACAGAGAAAGACACUAAACACUAUGCGGAAGACAUUGGUGGAUCAGUGGAAGAAACCUCCGCAACUAGAUCCAGUUCCGCAAAGGCUCGACAUGUCUACGCCGUGAUAUACAAGACGCCUCCUCGACAUUGCAUCCCAUACUUCCCAGAAGAACACGAAGAGGAAGUCCUAGAAUUAUACGAGGAGCUCGAGGAUGCAAAUAACAGGGUGCGAAGGGAAUGGGAGGAAUAUGGUGAUGCUCUAGGCUGGGAUGUCGAGGUGUCCUUUGAUGGCGGGCGUAACAUGUGGAGGGUCAAGGAUUAUGAAGGUUUGUCGACUGGUGUUCGUGUCUCUAUCAAGGAGUGUGAGGUGAAGAUGUCUGGAUCUGAGCCUGCGCCAGAGCCAACGGGGCCAGUGCCAAGUGAAGAGACAUGCAGUCUAUUGGGGAUAGGUGAGGGCCUUUGCAAAGUUCCAAUUAUGGCUAGACUAUUGCACCAAGAGUACGAACGCGUGUCAUGA